Molecule: messenger RNA, 1781 nt
Organism: Vespa mandarinia (Asian giant hornet)
Lineage: Eukaryota; Metazoa; Arthropoda; Insecta; Hymenoptera; Vespidae
Gene: cN-IIIB
Product: cytosolic 5'-nucleotidase IIIB
Cellular component (GO): cytoplasm
Molecular function (GO): magnesium ion binding; 5'-nucleotidase activity
Source: RefSeq, a predicted model, not a curated record
AUGUUUGUUGUCUCACUUCAUCGGUGAUCCUCCCACUUAUAAGAACUCAUAAUAUAGUAAACAAAUACGCGAUAGAUGAUCGCCUUAAAUUUGAUUUAUACAUUUCAGUUCAGUAUCAACCCAGAUCUCAUUUCAUUACUACAUCACAGCUCGUAAUUAAUUCCAGUUAUAAAUUAAUUGUACCAUAUUCGUCUAUUCAAUAUUAGUUUUCAUGUACAAAAGACUGAAAAUUAUCAAAAUUCCGUCAGUAAUUAAAAAUAAACAUCAUUGAUGACGAACUAGGAUAAUAGAGAAAAUAUGACGAUCAGAGAUUUUGAGAUUAAACGGAAGUAUUUAAAUAUGUAUAUUUAAAUUACAUACAAUAGUGUUAUAAUUUGAACAAUUGAACAAUCGAAACGGAAAUUGAACUCAAAUGUAUGAAUCGACCUUAAGUCUUUCGGUUUUUUUUUUGCAUUGCAGAAAGAUGCCCGAUAAACUUACUAUCGAUGACUUUCCUGUUUUAAAGUCAAAACAUGUUUAUAUCAAGGAUACAAAAGCUACGAUAAAUAUUAUUAAUAUUAUGCUGCGUGAUGGAGCAGACCAUCUACAGAUUGUCACAGAUUUUGACUUAACAUUGACCAAACAACAUGUUGAUGGAAAAUUGGUACUUAGCAGCUUCGGUUUAUUUGGAAAAUGUAAUCAAUUACCAUCUGCGUAUAUGAAUGAGUCUAGACGAUUAUAUCACAAAUACAGACCUAUAGAAAUUGAUCCAGAUUUACCUUUAAAAGAAAAAAUAGAAGCUAUGAGCGAUUGGAUGAUAGCUGCUGAAAAAUUGUUAAAAGGAAUAGAAUUUGAUCCAAAAGAAUUGUCUGAAGUUGCAGAAAAAUAUGGUACACCUUUACGUGAUGGUACCAAAGAACUUUUGGAAAAGUUAUAUGAGGCUAACAUACCAGUUCUUGUAUUUAGUGCUGGUUUAGGAGAUGUUGUAGAAGCUGUUUUAAAAUGUCAUAAAGUUUUCUUUAAUAAUGUUAAAAUUAUAUCGAAUUUUCUUAAAUAUAAUGGUAACAAAAUAGAUGGAUUCAAAAACAAAAAACUAAUACAUGUUUUUAAUAAAAAUGAACAUGCUCUUGAGCAAGAAUAUUUUAAAGUUAUUGAAGGAAGACGACAUGUAUUACUAAUGGGUGAUACAACUGGAGAUGCAAGUAUGGUUAAUGGUAUGGAUGACACAAUAGCAGUAUUAAAAAUUGGAUUUUUGUAUGACAAAGCAGAAGAAAAUCUGGCUAAUUAUAUGAAGGAGUUCGAUAUCGUAUUAGUGGAUGAUCAAACAAUGCAAGUGGCAACAGAAAUAUUAAGAACUAUAUUAAAAUAAUUAUAUUAAGAUUUAGAAAUUAUUUAUAAUUUUUUUUUCUUGCAAAGAACAAGAGUUUACAUAAAAACAGUGUACAAAAGUUUUUGUAUUGAGUAUGUUCCACGCAGGGUGUGAAGCCCAAGUAUUCACUUAUUAAAUACUUUAUUAUAUAUAUUUUAAUGUAUUUACGUUUAACUAAAGAUUUUAUAAACUUUAAAAGAAUUAAUUAUCAUUAUUCUGUCGCAUUGACUUACCAGUUGACAAAAAUCAUGCUGUCUUCAUAAAUUAAAGAUAUUGACAUUUUGAUGAACUUUUAGUCUUACUGCUUUGGAGUAUCAUGCGACUUUUUUUAUUGUGUGUAAAACGUUAUAUUUUAAAUUAAGUUUUAUGUAAGUUUUAAUUUGGUAUAAAAAAAAUUGUUCAAUAUUUGAGAAUUAAUAGUUUUUUUACAUUU